ACAGCAUGGAGAAGGAAGACUUGGUUCUUGUUGGGUUUGUUGCGGCGGCACAUGCAUGGCAGCUAGGAAUGGCGGCGACAGAGGUAGCAGUGUUGAGAAGAAAGCACAAGAUUUCACCUCCCACCACUGAUGGACCACCUGAUUUUAUAAGGGCUCUUAGAGCACAGCAAAAUGGUUUAGAAUUCGGAGUAAUGUUUGAAGCAAUACUUUGGACAGCUGGUAUAUUUGGACAUCAAAUUCCUGCUGCUGUCUUAGGUACCUAUUAUUUGGUAGCUCGACAUUUUUAUGUGAAAGGCUAUAUUCAAGAUGCAGAGAAAAGAAAGAAACCAUUUUACCACAGUGUGCAUGCAUUAAAGGGUUUGUUUGCCUUAACGUUGCUAGGUAUAGGUAACGUGUGUCUCAAACAGUUCGCUGAUGUAGACGUCGUUCCUAUGAUCAAAGAUCGAUUCUUCCCAUCUUGAUUUUAUCAACACGCGGUCAACAUACCGCUUGUUUGUUUCUCAGGACAGAACAAAUAUAUUUUUUAUUUGAAAAACACAUUGUUACUAUUUAAAUAGUUACAGUUAUUUGGGAGAAAUCAUUUACAGGAGUUUUUGAUACUGCUUUUGUGUGUGUUGUUUCACACAAUAAUUUUAGAUGUAUUGAUGUUAUUAAUUUUUUUACCAACUUGAACUUAUAUGGAUAAAUAUUGCAAUGUUUGUAAUAAAAUGUCAAUAAAUUUGAGUCCUUU
Molecule: messenger RNA, 730 nt
Organism: Ruditapes philippinarum (Manila clam)
Lineage: Eukaryota; Metazoa; Mollusca; Bivalvia; Venerida; Veneridae
Product: microsomal glutathione S-transferase 2-like
Exons: 6
Coding region: 6-461 (151 amino acids)
Biological process (GO): leukotriene biosynthetic process
Cellular component (GO): nuclear envelope; membrane; endoplasmic reticulum
Molecular function (GO): glutathione peroxidase activity; leukotriene-C4 synthase activity; glutathione transferase activity
Source: RefSeq, a predicted model, not a curated record